AUAUUGUAAAGUAGUAACCACGAUUUUGAGAGUGCGUUUUGUAAACCCAUACGUUACUUCUACUGUAAUGUUGUUCACCUCGAGAUGUUCGCAGCAGUAGUAGCUGGACGAUUAGUACAAACAAACUUCAACAGGGUAACAGAGACCCAGUUCUUAUUGGAUUUAUUACCGCUAAACGAUGUAAAUCAUAUUGUCGUUUUCUUGACGGGAGAAAUUCCAUUUCCACCGAACAUGGGUGGAGGUGUUUAUCUUGGAGUACAGCAGAAUGGGGCGACUAACUGGUAUUUCCUAGGUGUAUUGACGAACGAACGACCUAGCGCCAUUUACAAGAUCGGAAAACUUACUCAAAAUAAACAAAAUCAAAAUGGUGUUAAUCCUUUCGGUGAUAAUGCAGCUUUCCAGUCAUCGAAUGGAAUGGUACCUGCACAAAUAGGCAUCUCAGUUGACCUGUUGACAAAUUUACCUCAACAAACAGAAGAUACUGCUGCAGAAUCGAUAUCCACAGAUCGAAUGACUCAAUUUACACGUUUUGCCGCUGAAAGUUUAUUUAAUUAUGUGGCAAGUUUUGCACAUGAUAGUGGAACAUCUUCUGACCCCCUUGUACCAAUGUCAGUCAUUAAACGAUGGUUUGAUACAAUGCUACAAAAGUUAUCUCUGGAUGCUUCAUUUUGGAGAAAGUAGAGAAUACAUUGUAUGCAUAUGUAUAGUUGCCACCGACACAUUGUAUACAUUACUGAUUUUUCUUCCUCUUUCUUUUUCUACGCUUCCCUUGUGAAUUAUAAUUAACCUAGAAUAUAAAAAAGUGUUAAAGAAAGCAUAUCGAUGUGUUCUUUUGUUUUAUUUUGAACCAAAUACAUUGUACAGUAAGGUAGGUUAAUGGUUUAUAUUUUUGAUGGUUAGCGUUGAGCUGAUUAACACACCUACUUGUAGCGAUCUUAAAAAAGUGGGAUGUACAUAAAAGUGCCAGUGAAUGUCAUAAUAUUACUGACCCUGAUGGUGUACCUGGCUAUGUUCUAAAACAAUGUGCAGAUGCUUUAUGUUCUCCACUUACUAACAUCUUAAAUGCUUCUUUUUCCAAAAACGUUGUACCUGUUCCAUAGAAAGACAUUAAAAUUAAUCCCUGUCCCUAAACCUGGUAAUAGCAAGAACGUAAAGUUCAGACCCCCCCCAUUGCCAUUACUUCCCCGUUUCUAAAGCUGAUGGAAAAACUAGUACUUCUCAAACUUGACCCCUCCCUUGAAAGUUUUGAAGACCCUAAACAAUUUGCAUUUAGACAGGGUAGGAGCACUUUAGACGCUACAGCCGUC
This is a messenger RNA of Trichobilharzia regenti, 1307 nucleotides long. Lineage: Eukaryota; Metazoa; Platyhelminthes; Trematoda; Strigeidida; Schistosomatidae. The record is from the annotation of a GenBank genome assembly.